Molecule: messenger RNA, 1227 nt
Organism: Perca flavescens (yellow perch)
Lineage: Eukaryota; Metazoa; Chordata; Actinopteri; Perciformes; Percidae
Product: cytoglobin-1
Exons: 4
Coding region: 157-693 (178 amino acids)
Biological process (GO): oxygen transport
Molecular function (GO): oxidoreductase activity; heme binding; oxygen binding
Source: RefSeq, a predicted model, not a curated record
UUGUGUUUUUUCAGCCUGUUCUUCACUCACACUUUCACUCAGCAGAGAUUCAAAGGUGGAGAGAGCAAAGAUUGUCACCCAGGAAAAAAAAAAGGUAGGAAGGGACACAGAUUUUCUUCCUCUCUCACCAAGAAAGAGACACAAACAAGAAAAAAGAUGGAGAGGAUGCAGACAGAGGGAGAGGAGGACCACCUGGAGCGACCAAGCCCACUGACGGACAAGGAGAGGGUGAUGAUCCAGGACUCCUGGGCAAAAGUCUACCAGAACUGUGAAGACGUUGGGGUGGCCAUACUACUCAGGCUGUUUGUGAACUUUCCCUCAGCCAAGCAGUACUUCAGCCAGUUCAAGAACAUCGAGGACCCGGAGGAGCUGGAGAGGAGUGCCCAGCUUAGGAAGCAUGCUCACAGAAUCAUGAAUUCCCUGAAUACACUGGUGGAGAGCCUGGACAACUCAGACAAGAUGGCCUCAGUGCUGAGGGUGGUGGGCAAGGCCCACGCACUGCGACACAAGGUGGAGCCUGUGUACUUUAAGAUCCUGAGUGGCGUGAUACUGGAGGUCCUAGGAGAGUUUUCCGAGGUUGUGACACCAGAGGUGGCCGCCGCGUGGACCAAACUCUUGGCUACGGUCUACUUCAGCAUCACAGCCAUCUAUGAGGAAGUAGGCUGGACUAAGCUCUCAACCUCAACUGGGUGAAGCUUUUAGUAUGGCUUUAUUGGACCGUGAACUCCCAGAUACUUCUGUGUGUGCCACGGCCUCAUAAGAGAGUUUGACUGUACUGACUUUUGAAGGGAAGCAAUGUAUCUGGGGAAUACAGUUUAAUGUAAUCUAAUUGUAGGCUCUUUUUAUGGCUAAUAACGUGUGUGUGAGUGUGUGUGUGUGUGUGUGUGUGUGUGUGUGAGAGAGUAAAAAGUUAAACCUCUCUCCUUGUUUUUAUACUCUUGUAAAAGACCACAUUUUUAAAAGGAGAGAGCAAAGAUGAAGAAAAUGACAACUUAAACCCAACAGUGGACAAGAGGUCACAUUUGACUUGGAUGUGCCUUCUACCGAAUGUGUAUAUCUAAAAAACUGCCAUGUAAAUACUGUUCUUUCUAAAUAUCAUGUGGCGUUUCCUUUUAUCAGUCUGUGCCCACUUGGCGCUGUUCACUAGAUUUAUUAAGAAGACAUUUUUACAUUUUUAACAGUUAAUUGUGACGAUUGUAAAUUUUUUUCAUCAUGACUCACUUUGUA